Molecule: messenger RNA, 4749 nt
Organism: Chlorocebus sabaeus (green monkey)
Lineage: Eukaryota; Metazoa; Chordata; Mammalia; Primates; Cercopithecidae
Gene: SLC26A5
Product: solute carrier family 26 member 5
Biological process (GO): sulfate transmembrane transport
Cellular component (GO): membrane
Molecular function (GO): secondary active sulfate transmembrane transporter activity
Source: RefSeq, a predicted model, not a curated record
ACACUCAGGAAAUGCUUGUCUCCUGCUAUUAAUGAAUGAUUUCAGAGUACUAUGGAUCAUGCUGAAGAAAAUGAAAUCCUUGCAGCAACCCAGAGGUACUAUGUGGAAAGGCCUAUCUUUAGUCAUCCGGUCCUCCAGGAAAGACUACACACUAAGGACAAGGUUCCAGAUUCCAUUGCGGAUAAGCUGAAACAGGCAUUCACAUGUACUCCUAAAAAAAUAAGAAAUAUCAUUUAUAUGUUCCUACCCAUAACUAAAUGGCUGCCAGCAUACAAAUUCAAGGAAUAUGUGUUGGGUGACUUGGUCUCAGGCAUAAGCACAGGGGUGCUUCAGCUUCCUCAAGGCUUAGCCUUUGCAAUGCUGGCAGCUGUGCCUCCGAUAUUUGGCCUGUACUCUUCAUUUUAUCCUGUUAUCAUGUAUUGUUUUUUGGGAACCUCCAGACACAUAUCAAUAGGUCCUUUUGCUGUUAUUAGCCUGAUGAUUGGUGGUGUGGCUGUUCGAUUAGUACCAGAUGAUAUAGUCAUUCCAGGAGGAGUAAAUGCAACCAAUGGCACAGAGGCCAGAGAUGCCUUGAGAGUGAAAGUCGCCAUGUCUGUGACCUUACUUUCAGGAAUCAUUCAGUUUUGCCUAGGUGUCUGUAGGUUUGGAUUUGUGGCCAUAUAUCUCACAGAGCCUCUGGUCCGUGGGUUUACCACUGCAGCAGCUGUGCAUGUCUUCACCUCCAUGUUAAAAUAUCUGUUUGGAGUUAAAACAAAGCGGUACAGUGGAAUCUUUUCAGUGGUGUAUAGUACAGUUGCUGUGUUGCAGAAUGUUAAAAACCUCAACGUGUGUUCCCUAGGCGUCGGGCUGAUGGUUUUUGGUUUGCUGUUGGGUGGCAAGGAGUUUAAUGAGAGAUUUAAAGAGAAAUUGCCGGCGCCUAUUCCUUUAGAGUUCUUUGCGGUGGUAAUGGGAACUGGCAUUUCAGCUGGGUUUAACUUGAAAGAAUCAUACAAUGUGGAUGUCGUUGGAACACUUCCUCUAGGGCUGCUACCUCCAGCCAAUCCGGACACCAGCCUCUUCCACCUUGUGUACGUAGAUGCCAUUGCCAUAGCCAUCGUUGGAUUUUCAGUGACCAUCUCCAUGGCCAAGACCUUAGCAAAUAAACAUGGCUACCAGGUUGACGGCAAUCAGGAGCUCAUUGCCCUGGGACUGUGCAAUUCCAUUGGCUCACUCUUCCAGACCUUUUCAAUUUCAUGCUCCUUGUCUCGAAGCCUUGUUCAGGAGGGAACUGGUGGGAAGACACAGCUUGCAGGUUGUUUGGCCUCAUUAAUGAUUCUGUUGGUCAUAUUAGCAACUGGAUUCCUCUUUGAAUCAUUGCCCCAGGCUGUGCUAUCCGCCAUUGUGAUUGUCAACCUGAAGGGAAUGUUUAUGCAGUUCUCAGAUCUCCCCUUUUUCUGGAGAACCAGCAAAAUAGAGCUGACCAUCUGGCUUACCACUUUUGUGUCCUCCUUGUUCUUGGGAUUGGACUAUGGUUUGAUCACCGCUGUGAUCAUUGCUCUGCUGACUGUGAUUUACAGAACACAGAGUCCGAGCUACAAAGUCCUUGGACAGCUUCCUGAAACUGAUGUGUAUAUUGAUAUAGACGCAUAUGAGGAGGUGAAAGAAAUUCCUGGAAUAAAAAUAUUUCAAAUAAAUGCACCAAUUUACUAUGCAAAUAGUGACUUGUAUAGCAAUGCAUUAAAACGAAAGACUGGAGUGAACCCAGCAGUCAUCAUGGGAGCAAGGAGAAAGGCCAUGCGGAAGUAUGCUAAGGAAGUCGGAAAUGCAAAUAUGGCCAACGCCACUGUUGUCAAAGCAGAUGCAGAAGUAGAUGGAGAAGAUGCUACCAAGCCGGAAGAAGAGGAUGGUGAAGUAAAAUAUCCCCCAAUAGUGAUCAAAAGCACAUUUCCUGAGGAAAUGCAAAGAUUUAUGCCCCCAGGGGAUAACAUCCACACUGUCAUUUUGGAUUUCACUCAAGUCAAUUUUAUUGAUUCUGUUGGAGUGAAAACUCUGGCAGGGAUUGUAAAAGAAUAUGGAGACGUUGGUAUAUAUGUAUACUUAGCAGGAUGCAGUGCACAAGUUGUGAAUGACCUCACUCGGAAUAGAUUUUUUGAAAAUCCUGCCCUAUGGGAGCUGCUGUUCCACAGCAUUCAUGAUGCGGUUUUAGGCAGCCAACGUAGAGAGGCACUUGCUGAACAGGAAGCCUCGGCUGCCCCUCCCCAGGAGGACUUGGAGCCCAAUGCCACUCCUGCCACUCCUGAGGCAUAGAUGAGGACCUCACCCUAGGAUGGGGUUAUAAGCCUCUUGUGAAGUUCAUGAUUUACACGUUUUAAAUACUAGACACUAGAUUUUUUUUUUCCUGAGGGUAAAUACUAGUAGUCGAGGCUUGAUUUGGAGGGUGAAUGACGCCUAGCAAUAUGUAUCGUACUUGUGUUUUUUUAAUUGAAUAUUUCAAAGAUAAAUUGGCCUGUUGCCUGCAUUUAUUAUAGAGAGGCAUUUCUGCUACAUUUUAUUAUUAUCUUUGUAAGCUAAGCACUGAAAAAUUUAUUUCAGUUAAGUACUUUUUACCUAUGAAUAGGAUAUGCUGUCGCCAGAUAAUUAGUGGUUCUUUGUUUUUGUACUUGUUGGUCUACAGACUGUCUAUAAUUAGUUACGUAACAGAAGAAAGAAACUGCAAUUUUCUAGAAGUUCUUGUUUUAAAAUAACCUUUUAUUUAUUAUAGAAGCAAUAUAAAUGCAUUGAGGACAUUUUUGAAAAAAUAGACAAGCAAAAAUAAGAAGAUAAAACAUUAUAUUUCCACCAGAGAUUACCACUGUUAACAUCUUAAUGUCCUUCCAGAUCUUUUUCCAUGCAUAUACAUUUACAUUUUUAACCAAAGUAAGACCACAUCUAUAGUGUUUUAUAACCGAUUUUUCUUUAAUCAACAAUCUCCACUUUCUCAUUCCAGCACAUUUUUUUGCCUUAGACCAUAUUUAAAUUUCCCCAAUUGUCCCCAAAUUUGCAGUUGGUUUGUGCAAACUGAUAUUCAUUCUAUGACCUUACAUUGCAACUGGUCAUGUCCUUUAAAGUCCCUUACGUCUAUUUUAAUCUAGCACAGUUCCUUUUCUAUGACAUUGAUUUGUUAAAGAGACUGGGGCAGCUGUCCUGUAGAAUCCUGUCUUGUGAAUUUGCCUAGUUGCUUUUUCAUGGUGUUGUUUAACUUAUUUUUAUAUUGCCUUUACUACCUGCAAUCUGAAAGUUAUAUCUAAAGCCUUUAUAGAUUCAAAUUAGAGCAUUUUGUGCUAGAUUAUAUCAUAGAUAAGAUACAUGCUUCAUAUCGCAACACUUCAGAAAACACGUAAUAUCUAAUUGAUGUACCAUUAACUAAUCUAGUGAUCUAAGCUAGAUGAGUGGAUCAGCAUGAGUCUGAUCCUCCAGUUAGAUUUUCCCCUUUGUGACUACAGACUUAUCUGUGUGGUAUUCCUUUGGCAUUGAAUGAAUGUCCAGUCCCCCACUAGCCGUUUACCAGGAGUUUUAACAUUGGGUGGUAAUUCUCUGCUAAAUAAUUAACUUUAUUAAGGUUUGUGAGUAGGUUGUCUAGUUCUUUCAUUUCUUCUGCGUUUAUUAGUUGAUUGUUCUAUGUGAACUAUAGCUUUCCCUUCUCCACUUGAGCUAUUGGUCAUCCUUACCCACCUGUAGUUCUACUAGCAGGGCAGGUUGAAUGCUUUAUUAUUUUCAUUUAAUUAUGAACUUCAAAGUAAAUAACUGGUUUAUUAGAUGGUGACAAAUUAGCGGGGUUUUUUUAGAUUUCCCUUUUCUGGUGUGAUGGUGGUCUUGUGAAUUUUGAAAGUUUUAAUGGGUUUCAAUCCAUUAUGUUCUUUUUGAUGCUCAAAGUGUCACAACUGUGGCCAGUAUAAGUCCUUAAAAGCUUUGUUAUUGUUGCUAAUCAUGAAGUAGCAUUAAAGACCAUGUUUUUAAGAAAACUAACCCCCAGAUGUAACUUAAAUCUUCCUUAGAAGUUCAUAACAACUAUCAGUUCAUUACACAUCAAACUCAAUGUUCAGCCUAGGAAUAAGCAUAAUGCUCAUCAUACUCAUUCCACAGAAACAUGGAAUGUCAAAGGUUGGAGGAGGAUACCUUUAAACCAAUUUGUCACUUUCAGUUGUUUGUAACUAUCAGCUCACUAUAAAUCAAAGCAUAGGUAUUAGCCAACCUGUCUAAAGCCUCCUCUGCUAAGAGUUCCUGCUGAUAGUGAGUUUGUUUUUUCUUUAAUAUGUUGUCUUAUUGACAUCUUGUUAUAGUUUUCAUGAAUAAGAUACUGCCAGGAGAAAGGAGUCAGAUCCCAGUGGAAUUGUUAGCAUGGCCUACUUGCAACCAAACCCUGUGUAUGUGUUCAUGUUAACUCCUAUCAGGUUUCUCACUGUCUUUACUAAUUUAAUUCAAAAUAAACUCCUCCUUUUAAUCAAAACUUUAGCUAAUUCUAGAGUGGAAUUUAGAUUUGCUUAGUUAUUUCCUUUGCAAUCAUCACAUGAGAUCAGAUACAUCUGCAUUCUGAUACAGACUGCCUUCUGAAAGAGCAUGUAGUUGUAGAACUUCAGCUUACACUAGAAACUUUUAUAAAAGAGCCUAUAUCAUUUCAGCCAUUUAAGUAGAAUUUAAGGAUUUUAAACUAUGUUAAAAUACUUUGGCCGGGCGCAGUGGCUCACGCCUGUAAUCCCAAUACUUUGGGAGGUCGAGGCGGGCAGAUCACGA